This is a messenger RNA of Mycena indigotica, 1878 nucleotides long. RefSeq lists its product as uncharacterized. The transcript has 5 exons. The coding region runs from base 1 to 1878 and encodes 625 amino acids. NCBI's taxonomy places the organism in Eukaryota, Fungi, Basidiomycota, Agaricomycetes, Agaricales, Mycenaceae. The record is from RefSeq and is a predicted model, not a curated record.
AUGGCCACCGCCACGGACGACGCAUACGACCGUUACUCGGCGCCGUCCCCGCCUACCUCGCCCUCCCCACUAUCUCCUCUCCGCCACAACUCGACCAACCUGUCGACACGGGUGCCCCGCAAGACGCGCAGUAUCCAGCUCUGGGUGCCUGGAGCGUUGGUGGGCUGCACCGUCCUGGCCGCUGCUGUCGCCAUUGCGCACCACGUGUUCGACAGCAAGCUGGAUGGACGCGCUGUUGAUGACACCCUCAGCCAGUCGUGGGCGGGCAGGAUCGAGAUUGGGUUAGCGACGCUCUUCCGGUUCCUGUUCACCUUUUCUAUCGGAGUGAGCGCGUGUCAGAUGGCUUGGUACUAUCUGCGGCGGAAGUCAUGGUCCCUUCACGACGUUGACGCCCUCCUGGGCUCGCCGUCUCCUUUUGCCAUUCCGCGCAUCCUUACGCGGACACCUUUAAUGGUCAUAAUGUGGGUCGCCUUGCUAGGCUCCUCCGCGAUCACGAUUCUCGCGCCAUCUCUUUCUACGACAACGGCUCCUACCGCGCCCAUGACGCUCACCGUUCCUACUUUAAACACGACCACGGAUGCAAUCAUGACUGACAUAUUCUCCGGGUUUCAAGGCGGCUAUGGCGCCAUUACGCCAGAAUGGGACAAGGCCGCGCUGACUUCCUUGCUGUCCACUGAGACGGUCGGAUGGCCGAUUCCCGCUGGCUGCUCUCCCGCCUGCAGCUACGACUUCACUUAUGCGGCUCCAGCGCUUUCGUGCCGCGACCUUGCGCCCAACGAAAUCUCGGAUAAUGUAGAAGCGCACUACCGCCCUAUUGCGCGCAACUUUACCGACCCGCCAACGACUUACCUCCUUGCUUACGACGUGGACAUGACCGCCGCGGGCUACCGCAAGUCUGCGCUCAACCUGACGAUGCAGAAUGCGUGGAAUGUCAACAACAGCCUGUACACCUGGACGCUCGCAUGGCUGCCGUAUAACCCGAUCAACAUGGCGGGAAGCACGACACAGCUCAUCAACGCUGCCGGUUCGUUCUGCACCUUCAUGAACGCGACCUACUCCGCGGCGACGAAAUACUCCAACGGGACGCAGACCACUUCCACCAAGGUGGUCGAAUGGCAUAAUCCGCUGAACCUGACGUACAAGCGCGACACCACCACGAUCGACUUCUUCGCCGGAAGUGCUGAUUCGAAGACGAUGUACGGCCCUGGAGUGGGUGGACACGUGCAUCUAAUCGCCAUGGCGGAUGCGAUAUCUGCGCAUUUGGCGGGCAAUGUAACGAGUAACGGUCGCGGCACUUUGACGAGCACAACAUUGAUCCCUGAGACGAACAUCUUUGCGCCGUUUGACGACAGUGCGAUCCUCAGCGGGCUGAAUACUACAGUAGGAGUUACAAAUGUCUCACUCGCACUCACCCAGCUUGUCGCCAACGCCACGCUCGGGUUUGUGCGCCUCAAUACCGGCAAGACACAAGUCUCCGCGCUGGUCGUCUCUUCCUCCUUGCACUAUGUGUACCACCCCACCUCGCUCGCGGCAACCUACGCCAUCGGGUUUGGAAUUCUCCUCGUGCUCAACGUCCUUGGCCUCUUUGCGAUCCGCACAAACGGCGAGACGUCCGACAACCACUUCUCGCGGCUCCUGCUCGUGUCGCGUAACCCCGAGCUGGACCGCAUCGCCCCCGCCGUGGUGGGUCAGCCGGUGGACGGCGUGCCGCCCAAGCAAGUCAAGCUCCGCUUUACCCCGGAUCUCAGCGAAGAGCAUCCUGUCGAAGGCGCGUGGGUGUUUAGUGUCGCACAGGAAGAGAUGAUGGGUCGUGUGCGUCGCCGGACGAUGAGCAAGGCCGGCGCCGAGGGGAGCGAUGGGUCGUUCGAAGUGAAGUAG